Penicillium bovifimosum is the source of this 1593-nucleotide messenger RNA. RefSeq lists its product as uncharacterized. The coding region runs from base 1 to 1593 and encodes 530 amino acids. The transcript has a single exon. The record is from RefSeq and is a predicted model, not a curated record. NCBI's taxonomy places the organism in Eukaryota, Fungi, Ascomycota, Eurotiomycetes, Eurotiales, Aspergillaceae.
AUGCGUUUUUCUGCUGCCUUUCUUUCGACCCUUGUGCUCUCCAGCACCGCGCUGGCCGGUCCCGCUACCCAGACAUCCUCAUCUGUAGCGGCCACUCCGACUACACAACGGGACGAUAGCAAGGCACCCAGUGCUAACAACGAGAAGGCAUCCGAUGCAUUCAGCUCUCUUGUGCAAGGCGCGGAUAAGUUCGCCAACACUGCGACGCCAUCUGAUACUCAAACUGCAGCUCACGCUGCUGCUGCGGAUACCGAGGGCGCCACAACUGCUGCCAACAGCGAGACUACAGCCAAGUCGGACCCCUUGGGGUUGAAUAACAUCCUGCCAAGCGACAAGUCAGCUUUGGAACCCACAGCAACUGAGGCUGCUGUAACCCAAACCAGCUCCGGAUCCAGCGCCAAAGACACAGCUACCGUGACCAAGUCUGCUGAGGACGAGAAAGAGACUCAGAAUGCAUUCACGGGCGGCGCCGUGAAAGAGUCCAACCCUUUGACUCUUGAUGGUACCUUCCUGUCAUCCUUUAAGGAUUUUGUGCGAUUACUAGAUGGUGUCCACGGACUGCUUGCACCCACCCUGCUGUCGGAUAUCGAAUCCUUCUUCCACCACGUAGCCUAUCUCCUUGACGACAAGACCACCCAGCAAGCCAAGGACCUGCUUGGCACAGCUUCUGACCUUCUCACCAAGGAGCUGAUCACAAAGGUCACUGGCUUACUCGACAACGCUGGCGAUCUCUUGACUGCCGACUUCGUCAAGGAGACCAAGGAUUUGAUCAAGACUGUCGGCCCUAACAUCACUCCCGAGCUGUUCAAGGAGAUCAAUAGCCUGCUCACCAACGCUGGCCAUCUCCUCACGCCCGACUUCGUCAAGGAGACUAAGGGCCUUAUCAGCGCUGUCGGUCCUAACAUCACCCCUGAGUUGUUCAAGGAGAUCAACAGCGUUCUUGGUAAUGCCAACGACCUUCUGACUCCUGAGUCUGUGAAGACCAUCAACACCCUACUCACCAACGCCGGUGGCCUGCUCACUCCCGACUUCGUCAAGGAGACCAAGGACUUGAUUAAGACCGUCGGUCCUAACAUCACACCCGAGCUGUUCAAGGAGAUCAACAGCCUGCUCACCAACGCUGGUCAUCUCCUGACUCCCACAUCCGUCAAGCAGAUCGGUGGCCUACUCAACAACGCCAACGACCUCCUGACACCUGAGGGCGUUAAGGAGAUCAGUGGUCUCCUCGGCAACGCCAAUAAGCUUCUUACCCCAGAUGCCGUCAAGGAAAUCAGUGGUCUCCUCAGCAAUGCCAAGGACCUCCUGACACCCGAGGGCGUUAAGGAGAUCAGUGGUCUCCUCGGCAACGCCAAUAAGCUUCUUACCCCAGAUGCCGUCAAGGACAUCAGUGGCUUGCUGUCUCUUGCCACCGGCUUGAUCACCCCCGAGUUCGUCAAGGAAGCCAAGGCUCUCGUCACUCCCAACCUCCUCACCGAUGUGGGCAGUCUCCUCGACAAUGCCGGAGAGCUUCUCACGCCGAAGUUCGUGAACGAGACGCAGACUCUGAUCGAGGAUGCUGCAGAGGUAUGUGUUUAUUUUCCCGCAAUCUGUUAA